AGAAGCAGUUGCAGAAGCAUCUGUUGGGAAUAAACCCAAAUCCAGUAUUAAAAAAUAAGGUCCGUUAGUGCUAAAUCCUCGCAGUAUAUAUGAUGCAGUUGAAAAAUCAUAAAUCAAUGUAGGGCAAGCUGUGUUUUGAUGGGAAUUGUUCUGAUUUAAAAAAGAAAAGUGAGGGAGGCCCACUUCAAUACCUAAACUAUUCUCCUCUUAAUUUUCAAGCAAAGCAGGACAAGCUGUGUUUUUGGGGAUUUUGAUGGUUGUCUGAUAAGGAUUAAGUAGGCAGUCUACUUCUGUACUUGUAGAUGGACCCACAUCAUCACAUUUUUUGGGUUGGUUGUAGACAGCCCUCACCCACCACUGCAGUCCAGGCCACCCAUUUGCUCCUACAGCCAUUAUGAAAACUUAUUCUUCUUCUGUAGUAGUACAAAGUGAACAUUCAUCCAUAUCUGCUAAAGAAGAGUAGGUAAAUGUAGAACGUAAGUUAAGUGGAAGCAGUUGAACCCUUCCCUCAGAAGGCUCCUGUUGACUAGAAUCCAAAUAAAAUCCAAUUAAAAAUAAGAAGCAAUCCCAACAUCUGUGGCCAGUCAGAGAUAAAAUCCUUGCAGCGAAUCUCCUGGUUGGCAUUGGCCAAUGAACCCCUGCAAUCACCAUUCUUGUUGGUUCAGUGGGCCUGGAUUGGUCAUGGAUGCCUUACAUUUAUUCUUAAAACCUAAUUCACUUCCUAAUCAGAAUGAUUCAUCAUCUCUGGUAAUCCAGACCUAAAAUCAUGAUAGUUUGCAGUACUAGUUUGCAGAGCUAUAUGCCAUUUUAUGUAUUAUGUUUUGACUCUGCAUUAAGGUCUGCAGAGUGAUGUUGUCCUAUGAAAUUUCUUUUAGGAGGAAUAAUUCUGUAAUGCUGAGGAGACCCAUUAUCAUGUAGAGAUUUGGAAACAGAAAAGGAAAAUCUUGGACUUUCUGAGUAUAGCAGGAGCUGAGGGGGGUUUUGCUUGUAGGAAGCCAGUGCAGAUAUUCUACCUUUAAGGUCUUUCUGUACAGAGGCUUGAAUUUUUCUUUCAUAUAUGAUUAGAUCCGGUGUAAAAUGAGAACAUUUUUGUUGUCUUUAUAUUGAGAAAUAUGAAAAACUGUACUUGAACUGCGAGCUUUGGUCCCCUGCCUAGUUCUCUGUAUGUUAAAACCAUGUGUACUAUGAGUUUUGCAUAACCCAUAUAAAGCAGUCGGCCUUGAUUCAUUAUUAGGCUUUUUUCUCUUAUCAAGCUCAAUACAUCUAAUGUUUUUCUUCUUGAUAUCUUGCCUCUCCUUUCUCUUGGUGUUCCAAUCUCUAAUCCUACAUCCCUUAGUACUGUGGGUACAGGGCUGGGCCAAGAAUGAGAUGAAUGUUUUCUCGGGCUGGUUUGGGGCAGGACUGUCACAGGCACUUAUGGAUUUGAUCCGAAAGAGAAGCUUGGUAAAACUCUGUGCUGAAAUGUGUUUGAAGAGGAAAUGUCUUCAAAGAGUGGAAAAUAUAGAUGAAGAUGAAGAAAAAUAUUCUAUUUUAGAUCUACCAGAAUUAGUGCUGGAGGGAAUAUUGGGGAGGCUUUCCCCUUCCAACCUAUGCAAUAUGACAGGGGUCUGCAAAGAUCUGAGGGAUAGGUGUAGAAAUAAUUAUCUGUGGGAACCUCAUUUGAAAGCCAAAUGGGGCAAGGUGGUUGGUCUUGCAGCUCACAGGGAAUGGCAAUGGACUGUGGCAAUGAAUAAGGAGAUGGGAAUGCCUGAUAGUGGCAAGCCUAAGGGCUGGUUAGGUGCCUUGACUUGCAUUUGGCCUCUUUCAUUGCUGAAAAUCAAUCCCCAGAUUAACAGUACACGUAAAAGAGGCCCUCCCUCUGAUUCACUCAUGGCAUGGUACAUGGCACUUGAAAGUGGAAAGUUCUGGUUUCCAGCCCAGGUGUAUAAUCGUGAGCAUGGACAUGUUGGAUUUAUGCUAUCAUGCUAUGAUGCAGAGCUUAGCUAUGAUUGUACAACAGACACCUUUCAAGCAAGAUACCCACCUCAUGGCCAUAGAACAAUUGUCAUUGAGGAGGGGAUACAGUGGGACAGGCUAAGGGCACCUCCGGUGGAUACAGCUGCUCACGAUCUUCAUAUAUCUGACUGUUUGAAUGACCUGCGUCCAGAUGAUCAUGUUGAAAUACAGUGGAGGAGAAAUAAGGAAUUUCCUUAUGGAUGGUGGUAUGGAGUUGUGGGGCACUCAGAUUCUUGCAAUAAAGACAGUCGCCACUGCCAGUGCCAUUUAGAUGAUACUGUCAUCCUUGAGUUCAAUCAGUAUACGCCUGGAUCACGAUGGAGGCGUGCAGCAAUAAACAGAAAUAAUCAUCGUGAAGAAGGUAACGAGGCUGAAGGGUUUUAUGGAGGGAUUAGGAAGUUACAUUCGAAAGAAGAAAUUUCAACUUGGAAGCAGUUGUGGCCGAAUGAAAUAUUAGAAUGAUUUAGUCAAUCAAUAUCAGCCACAUGCCAAAAAAAAUGAUGACUGGGGUGUUGCCAAGUCUGCCAUCAUUCUUUAAUUUAUUUAGCUGGUGUAUCCAUUGACAAGAGAACUUAAAUGUAAGAUUUCAUUUACAAAUGUAAAUUUCAAAACUUUUCAAAAAGAGAUUCUUCAUCAGCAGAAGCAAAUUCCCAAUCCUGCUUCUAAGAAUCAUUUGAAAGGCUUUCAUUUCUUGAACUGACCUUAAGGGACACAGUUCACUUGUACAGUGACCUUGGAUUGGAAGUGCAACAGUUGAAAACAAUGCACUUUCUUUAAACUGAGGCAAAAAUCCAAAAUUUAAUAUAUCGCUGGAGUAAAUUUAGUGAUCGUUACA
Cryptomeria japonica (Japanese cedar) is the source of this 2830-nucleotide messenger RNA. Its product is annotated as F-box protein At2g32560. Gene Ontology annotation, molecular function: protein binding. The record is from RefSeq and is a predicted model, not a curated record. The transcript has 5 exons. Lineage: Eukaryota; Viridiplantae; Streptophyta; Pinopsida; Cupressales; Cupressaceae. Bases 1267 to 2457 code for a protein of 396 amino acids.